Molecule: messenger RNA, 1122 nt
Organism: Ceratitis capitata (Mediterranean fruit fly)
Lineage: Eukaryota; Metazoa; Arthropoda; Insecta; Diptera; Tephritidae
Exons: 2
Coding region: 58-810 (250 amino acids)
Source: RefSeq, a predicted model, not a curated record
CUGAGAGCAGUGGAAAAUGCUUUAGAGAAAACUCCGCGAAAUUUUGAAAAUUAUAAAAUGACUAACGAGCGAAAGUCGUGCCUGCAAAGAGCUCUCAAAUGGUUUUGGAUAUGUUUUACUUUUAAGCAAAUAUUGAGCGCUUCAGCACUGCCGCAGAACUACUUCGAACAAGCCGCUGCUGGCGCACUCGGUGUCGCCAAUCACAUAGCGGAGGCCUUUCAAAAUGGCGCUGCUGUGCGCAAGGGAAUGGGAUUUCAGCUACCCGGCAUGAGCAUGCGUUCCAAAACGGAGGUGGGUAUGGGUGAAGCGGUCAUUCAUCGCAGCUAUAGUAGUGAAGAGGAUUCGCAUGAGUAUCGACGUAAGCGUGCGAUCGAUAGCAAUGAAGAUCUUGCAACGGGCGGUCCACAUAUUUCCUUCUCCAAACUCAUGCGCAAAAUCAAUGCGCCCUGCCAUAGUGGUAGUGGUGGUGGCACCGGUGGCGGGGAUGCAGGUGGUGAUGAUAUUGUCGACGAAGCACGUCGUCGUAUGGCACGUAUGAGAGCUCGAAAAGCGGCGGCGGGCAAGAAGAAGAGCACUUCAACCAAGAAGAAGAGUGGUCGUCGUCGUCGUCGCAGGCGUCAAACUGAGUUGGACGACUUGGAGGAUUUGGGUGAGAGUAAGCGUGCCGAAUUUAAAAAUGAAUUUCGAGCGCAUGUGCAGGAGUUCACUGACAAAAUGAAUCGUGUCUAUGAACACAUCUCAGCUUCGGUGAUGGAAAUGAUGCAGCGUAUGCAGGAGCACUUUUACGACGAUGCCAAUGGGGAGUCGUAGAGUGUGGAGGUGGUGAUACGAGUAUAUAAAGUAAUAAUGUUGGGGUUUACAUAUAUAUUUUAAUAUUUACAAAAACACUAUAUUUUUGACGAUUUUGAGCACUGGAAAGUGCUGCUGAAGGAGACAUCGAGCAGAAUCUCCGAGUAGUUUGUUUUUAUUAUGUAUUUCAUUGUAAAAAUAUAACGGUACAUUUUUCAUUUUGUUAAUAAAUUUGUAGUGUAAUUGGUAGCGAGGAUAUGAGAGGCAUAAGAAGCCAGUGACAUAAGUAAGAGGAAGCCAACCUUUGUAUCUUUUUUUAUUGUUAUUAUUAGU